AUGGUACGCACGCCAGGCAGUGACGAUCAGUCGCAGCAGCAGGGAGGAGAGGGGCAGAAUGGCGGGGUAACAACAGAGGGGCAAAGCCAGCCACAGCAUGUGGGGCAGCGUGAGAGUGAAACGGUAUCCUUGCCACAUCCGACGGACAGCUUGCAACCGACGGACAGCUGGCAGCAUGCAGAGAGUUGGCAGGAGGCGGAUGGGUGGGAGGAGGUGGUGCUGCUGCUGGACCUACUGUCUCUCCCGCCCUGCCUGUACGCCCCCCCUCUCCGUGCCAUGCUGCGCGCGCCUCACACCCUCAAGCUCGGCUUUGCCUUCUCAGACGACCUCGAGUUCCUCCACCAAUCCCUCCCUUUAUACCACCGCUCCCUUUCCUCACACCACCACUCCCACUCUCCUGACCACCAGUCGCUUCACCCAGACCACCACUCCCUCCACUCUCAAGUUAAUCCCUCCCUUCUCCCAGACCAGCACCGCUCCCCCCAUUCAGAGCACGAGCACCCCUCACAGGGCCAGGACUGCUUCCACCACGUGGCACCCUUCAUAGACAUCGGCACGGCCUACCACGCCAUCCGCCGCACGCGCCUGCACCUCAAGCGCGACAACCUGCUCUCGCUCCUCACCGCCGCCGCCCCUCCCGGCUCCCUCGCCGCCAGAUCAGUGCUGCUGCCCGCGUCAGGGCUGUCAGCACUGGCGCAGGUGCUGCUGGGAGCGCCACUGGAUAAGGAGUUGCAGUGCAGUGACUGGGAGCAGCGGCCGCUGUCACGCCACCAGCUGCACUAUGCUGCUGCUGAUGCCCUCUGCCUGAUUCACAUGGCGCUCGCGCUUCUCCCACUCGCUCCGCGCCCCCACGCCCUCUCUGCCCAUGCUCUUUCCCCCCAUGCCCUUUCCGCCCAUGCCCUUUCCGCAAAUGGAAAAGAUCAGGUUGGACUAGCAGCAGUACAUGGAGGCCCAUCCACGUCACCAUCCCUGUCAGCAUCAUCCUUGUCAGCAUCCUCGUCAGCGUCCCCUUGUGCUGUUCACCAGCCCAUUCCGGCUGCAUCUGUUUUAGUAACUGCGUGUACUGUCACGCCUGCACUCCCACCCUUACAGUCACACCAUCGCCUCAUGCACACCAUGGAGCAACAGCGCCACCACCACCAUCAGCAGCAGCACCACCACCAUCAGCAGCAGCAGCAGCAGCAGCAGCAGCAGCAGCAGCAUCAUUAUCAGCAUCGUCAUCACGAUCAGCAUCGGCAGCAGCAAAACAGGACUGCAACCCUCACCGCAGGCACCAGCACCACCACUCUCGUUGCUGCCCUGUCAGAGCUCAUAGAGGAACACUCCCACUCGCUCUCCCUCUGCCACAUCACUGGCAAGGUGCGCUCUGUGGGAAAGAGCACGGACGGCAUUAACAACAGCACCAGCACUAGCAGUGGCAGCGACAGCAGUGCGAGUUCAGGCCAAGGGCGUGCAGGGAAGGGUAGGGAUGGCUUAGGGAAGCGGUUGAACUCGAGGAAAGGGAGGAAGCAGGCACGAGAGAGCAGGAUGAGAGAGGAAGGGGAGGAGGCGACAGGAGGGGAAGAAGGAGAGGGAAGUGGGGAGUCAGGGCGAGGGUCCAGAGGAGAAGCAGCGGGCACGGCUGUAGCAUGCGAGGUUGAAUCGCGUCGCAAUGAGGCGUGUUCAAACGAGGCCCUGCCUGCAGGGGAUGCUCGUGCUGACAGGCCACACAACGGACUGGUGUCACCAUAUCAUGCAGUGCGCCCAAGUGACAUGCAUGGGAACGGAUUGGUGCCGCCGUGGGAUGGGUCGCGGGGAGGUGAUGGGCAGGCGCGGUUCCUGUGUGAUUCCAUGGUGGAGGGGCUGGCACGGCAGCUGCGCUGUGUGGGCGUUGACACCGCCUCUCCCAAGAGUCUUGGGCGAGACACGUGUGACACCAGGAAGCUGAUAGAGUGGGCAGAGAGGGAGGGCCGUGUGCUUCUAACAAGGGACGUGAAGCUCUUCCGGCGCCGCCUGCUGCCGCCCACCCACAUGCACCUUAUUAGAAGCACCGACAAGCGCGAGCAGCUCCGCGAGGUGGUAACCGCGUUCUGCCUGCUCCUGUGCGAGUCCUCCCUGCUCUCGCGCUGCAUCCGCUGCAACGGCACCUUCAAGCCGCAGGCGCUGGGGCCCUCAGAGGCAGCAGCGGCGGCGCCGUGGACACAGGUGGUGCCGAGUCACGUGUUGGAUCGCGUAGCGGAGUUCUGGCAGUGCUGCCAGUGCCAGCACCUCUACUGGGAGGGCUGCCAGUUUGAUCGCGCCAUCAAGCAAUUCACAGAGGUGUGCCAGCUGUCAGCUGCGCUGGCACAGACGAAUGUUUCAGCCAGCAGUUGA
Messenger RNA from Closterium sp. Naga37s-1, 2352 nucleotides. The record is from the annotation of a GenBank genome assembly. NCBI's taxonomy places the organism in Eukaryota, Viridiplantae, Streptophyta, Zygnematophyceae, Desmidiales, Closteriaceae.